Messenger RNA from Alternaria burnsii, 744 nucleotides. RefSeq lists its product as uncharacterized. The transcript has a single exon. The coding region runs from base 1 to 744 and encodes 247 amino acids. The record is from RefSeq and is a predicted model, not a curated record. NCBI's taxonomy places the organism in Eukaryota, Fungi, Ascomycota, Dothideomycetes, Pleosporales, Pleosporaceae.
AUGCUCUUCAUCCGAAGUUUAUCCACCUUCUCAGGAAUUACACAUCACGGGGAAUCGAUGUUGUGGUUUUGGCUCCCAUGGGACACCAGGUCACCUCUCAAAGGCUUUAUACUGGCUAGCUUUCUGAAGCUCCGCCUUUGGGAUGGGCUAUGGUUAGGCGCUUAUUCCGACUCUCCUGAUAUAUCGCCUUUAUACAUAUCUACGUCUGUGUCCCAAGCAGUUGCUGAAUCUGGACAAGGCUGGAGAUCACGAUCUAGACGUCGUUCCAGAUCUGCGGCUACUUCAACGGCUCAAUCUGACACAGCACCUAAACAGUCUAUAGCAGAGAGUGUUGACUCUGCGGUAGACUCUUCCCAGAAUACGACACCUCCGAACCUUACUGGCGAUGAUGCGCCCUCUUGGCUCGACCAACCAAACGUCUUCCUCGACUUAUCCCAUCUCCUUGACUUGCUCAGUCUCAGAGUUUUCUUCUACGGUAUAAUCAACGAUCACAAGCCUGUCUUCUGGCGUGACGCCAUGAUUAGAUUAGCCUUCUACCAUGUCCUCGAUAACACCGCCGUUGUGCUUCAGCUCCGGUUCUUCUAUCCAUACGACGAGGGCGCACCCUACACGACCUAUGUCAACAAUUCGGAGAUCGCGACUUCGGUGCUCGUAUUACAAGUGUGCAUUUGGAAGUUGUUCAGAAUGCGAGAGAGAUACAUGGCAUGGUUGCAAAAGGAGAAGGCCGUGAUCGAAGAAUGCUGA